Messenger RNA from Anisakis simplex (herring worm), 801 nucleotides. Lineage: Eukaryota; Metazoa; Nematoda; Chromadorea; Rhabditida; Anisakidae. The record is from the annotation of a GenBank genome assembly.
AUGUGUAUGGCAAGAACGUUGAAGCAUCUUGAUCUCACUUGUAAUCUCGCAUUACGUGUCAACACAAGCACUCUUCGACCUAAAAAGAAAGGGCGAUUAGUUUCAGUUGUUGAUGUUGGCUCUGAAUCGAUGUCUGGACCGUUUCAGUACGGAUUCUCUGAAACUUCUGGUCAGAAGAACAAAUUAUGCAUUCGUCAAAUCCGACCGAGGAAUGACAAUCGUCAUGUGUUCGGUAUGAUCGAUGGUGGAUCGAAUGAUGAGACGGUGUCCGGAGUGGAAUCGUUGAAGAUGGCGCUAAUAAAGGCUCAUGAACAUUUGGGGCAGUUGGGCGAACGUUUAGGUGCAUCAGCGUUAUUGCUUUAUGUAUCGCAUGAUGAAUUGCUAUGCGCAAUCAGUGGUCAAAUUGGUGCAGUUUUGUGUAGAAACGGCAAUGCGUUGGAUCUUACGGACGACAUGAUCAGCAGUGAAAUUUGUGAUGAACAAUAUCAGAAACUGCGAAGAGAUAAUGUCACCAUCACUCAGGAUAAUCUAAUCGAGGGUAUCUGUCCUAGUAUGCGCUCGUUGGGCUUCUCAUUUUUGUAUCCAGCCGUUCUACCGAAUCCAACCAAGAUAACCGUUCCCUUACUGGACACUGAUGAGUUCAUCAUAAUCGCCUCAAAAGCGCUGUGGAAAUUUGUAUCACCACAACGCAGUGUCGAUCUCAUUCGUGCAAUUCGAAAUCCACAGAUGGCUGCUAAGAAAUUACAGGUUCGGUCUCUAAUUUCAUUCAUUUGCAUGUUGAGGUUUGUAACAGAUCUCUAA